Messenger RNA from Fusarium coffeatum, 1935 nucleotides. RefSeq lists its product as uncharacterized. The coding region runs from base 1 to 1935 and encodes 644 amino acids. Lineage: Eukaryota; Fungi; Ascomycota; Sordariomycetes; Hypocreales; Nectriaceae. The record is from RefSeq and is a predicted model, not a curated record. The transcript is spliced from 4 exons.
AUGACACCGUUAACACAGCCCGAGGCAGCGCCUUCGUCAAGAGGAGGACGUAUCUACUCCAUCCUUCGAAAACCAGCAUCAAAUCUCGCUUUGAGAAUAUCGGAUCUUGAUCGGUAUCGAUUCAAUAUGUGGGAAGUCAGUUGGGUGGCUCCCAAGGAGUCGAGGAAGGAACAUCGCGAGAAUAAAGCGACUGCUACACCAAAAGGCAAUGCGACACCGAAAUCGAGAUCAUUGUUUAGUCGCGGAUCUUCAUCAUCGAUUGAAGUGCCGCCUUUCUGUAAGAGGAGAAAUGUCGAAACGAUAUCGCCUACUGUGUCGGUCUCUUCUUCCGCAAAGACUUCUGCGACAAGUUACAAUGAUGAGUCGGACUCAAUCUCGACAUUCUCGAUAGGUAGUGAACAGACGACUGUUCAUGUCCCAAAGAUUGUAGACUUAAGGAAUAGAAGGAAUGGUCAAUUGAUCGACACCACCCGACCAUCCACAGAUCUAUACGUCCGCAAUAGCCCACCCGAUGAUCCACCCUCGCCGACAUUGACGACGUCUUCUACACCGUGGGAUACCGAAACUCUCGAAAGCGUGGUAUUACGGCCUUGGCCUUUGCUUCAAACACUGAGUUCAGACUCUUUCGUCAAAAGAAGUACCGAAGCGACAACAACACCACGAUCGUCAUCCGAUGCGCCAUAUCUCAUCAACUGCGGCGUGACAAUCACGGCUCCGACUGUUGAACCUUCGACCAUCAAGUCCAAACUCCGAGGGCGAUCGACAAGCAACCAAACACCGCCUGCAAUUGAACCUCUCCCUCCUCGUCCCCAAAGUAGCCGCUCCUACGUCCCCAAACCAAAAGCAAUCCGUCGCAUGGCAUCAUCCAGCACACCACUGCGCGCUGAACCCAGCUCCGAUACAUGGAAACCACCCAACGCAUGGGGCUGCACACCCACCGAACCAUCAUUCCCCUCACGACCAACUCCAUCGCCAGAACCCGACAUUCCGAAGGAGCUCACGCCGAUUCAACUCGAUGUGAAAUACUUAGCAAGAGAGAGCAAUUUGGUCAGGCUGUUGCGGUUGACUGAAGCGCAUGAUGUUGCUGGACCGCCAAGCUCGUCGCGGGAUUUGGAAGUCGAGAAGAUGCAGUGGAUGUUAUCAGCCAUGUAUAAUCUAGAUGGACCGAUUUAUCCAGAUGUUAGGGAAGAGGAUAUGAGCUGUGAGCCUUCGGAUCCACCGAAGAAGGUUCUUGCUCUUUAUGAAACACCAGCUGUGGCAUCGUAUAUAGCCGCAGUCAACCACAACAAACAAGUUUACCACCUCUCAGCAGCGCCUUUAUCGCCUGAGAUAUUUCCGAAUAUCCGUCCAGUCCUUUCACCAGUGCGAUCGCCUUCAGCAUUUCCGGUCGCGCCAUCAAGCAUUGAAGCCGUCCACUCUUUACGACUUCCUCUCGCUAUGCCAUCACAAGAUAUCCCCGCUUUACUACGAAACAUCCACCGUUGUCUCGAGCCAGGCGGCUCGCUUCAUCUCACUAUCAUCGAUCCGUUGCCAAUAACAAAUACACUUGGCCCAUUACUACGAACAUGGAUCGAGGACCAUCUCCUCUUCAAUCUCGAAUCAAGCUUCCGGUGUACGAAUCCCAGCAAGCUUCUACCAGUCUGGCUCAAGAACGCUUCUUUACGCGUUGAUUCAAAUUUCGUUGAGACGACUCAGUUUUUCUCCAUUCCGUUAGACAACAGUCAAUUACAGUACGUCCGAGAUGGCCACGAGUCGGAGGAAGGUUUAAGGCAGGAACUACGUAAUACUGUGGGGAGAAUGCUGUGGAUGGAAGUUUGGAGAGAAUAUAUUAUUGCGGACCGGUGGUGGUGGGAUGAACCUGAUAUCUUGGCGGAAUGUAUGCGGUUACAGACUGUCUGGGAGUGGAGGUUGAUUGAGGCUGUCAAGGAUACUUGA